ACCUGUUUAUCAAUAUAGAUUAUAAAGUAUGAUGACGUAGUACAAAGUCUAAUUCAAUAGAAACAGGAACUAAAUUAGAUUUCACACACUAGGCACACCCGAAGUCAUGCAUAAACAAUUUACGUACAAUAAAUCAGAAUAGUAUACUCUGAAAGGUGUAAUUUAUCUUUUUAAAAUGGCGACAAAAAGAAAAGGUGAGCUGGAUUUAGCUUUUGCUAUGGAUUGUACGGGAAGUAUGGGAUCGUACAUAUCAGAAGCCAGGAAUAACAUUGUUGAUAUUGUAAAUGAGGUUGUGAAAAGGGAAAACUGUGAAGUAAGACUAGCUUUGGUUGAAUAUCGUGAUCACCCGCCGGAGGAUAAGACUUUUAUAACGAGGAAGCAUGAUUUUACUGAAUCUGCCGAUACAAUGAAAUUAUGGCUAGAGGAAUGUAGAGCUGACGGCGGAGGCGACACUCCAGAGGCGGUUGCCGACGCUUUAAAUGAUGUUCUUUACCUUACCUGGAGGGAGGAAGCUACAAAAAUCUGUGUGUUCAUCGCCGAUGCACCUCCACAUGGUCUAGCUACUGAGGGCUGCAGGGACGCGUUUCCAAAAGGCUGUCCAGAUGGGCUGGAUCCAAUGGACAUAUCAAAGGAACUAGCUGGGAAAGGAGUUUCACUUUACGUAGUUGGUUGUGAGCCGAACGUUAGUAUUUACAAAGAUUUCUAUCUUGCAUUGGCAGACAUAACCGGCGGACAAUAUGUUCCACUCAAGGAUGCAAAUAGUUUAAAGAACAUAAUCAUAUUUGGAUCUAUUGAAGAAAUGUCGUUGAAAAAAUUUGAAGCCGAGGUUGAAGAAGAAAUAAAAGUGCUGACGUCAUCUGGAAUCGUCAUAAACGAGGAGGAGCUUUCCUCGUCCUUGCAUAAGAGAUGGAAGGACAGGGGAGAAAAGACGAAACAGUUGAAGCUAAAUUCAAAAUGUUUAGAAACAGCAAAGAAUUCUGCAAAUGCUUCAAUGAUGGCAAAAAUGGGAUUUGAUGGCGUACAAAAUGUGUUUGCAACGUCAUUAAGAGAAGCGAAAAAAGGUUCUGGAAAACAUGACGCCUCAAAGUCAGAUCCCGGUGACAUUGAUAGUAAAAUCAAGGCUGAUAAGGUGGCAGUGGUCACAAAAGCAUUGGCCGACCUUAAAAUUGGACAGAAAUCUUUGUCUGGAAGUUGGGUUAAGGUUGAUUCUGGUGACUUAGCACAAACAGUUGACUUUGGACCUGCGGAGGGUAACCAUACAUCUACGUCCAAAAAGUCGAUUAAAGUGGAACUGGGUGACUAACCACAGUCAGUUGAUUUUGGCCCAGCGGAGAAGGAGGGUUCGUCAACUGAGGAAGGGUCUGGGUACCAGUGUAUUGACGAAGGAGUGACCAUGUCUCAAACUAUGCGAAUUAUACAGAAAUCAAUGAUGAAGUUGUCAGGUAGUGGUAAAGCCGACAAGAAACUGAUGUAACUGUCCAUGUCGUAGUAACUUUCGUAUACAUUGACAACAUACAGAGAAAUCUUGUUUUGUACUGAUGUAUUGCAAUUCUUUACUUGAGUGGUAAAGUGACUUUUAAAAUGAAUUAUGACUUAACUUAGUAAUAAAUUAAACAGUCUAGACUUUCAUUAAAUUUAAGUAUAAAGAAGUGAAACAUUGAUAGAUUUUCCGCUUAUUUCUUUUUGUCUUCGCUUUCUAAAUUAGCGAGUUGAUAUCCUUUGGAACCUGGCCAAUAAAGAAAUGCGUUACAGCUGGACUAAACUAUAUUGUGGCCCUGUGAACUGAAAUGAUACCGGGCUGCCAUUUUGGGUAGGAACUUUAAUAUCGGACAGGGAACCAGGCUAUACCGGAUAUAAAUAUCUUCAUAGAAUUGAUAAAAAGAAUAUAUAUUAGAAAUAACUUUAAUUUAUUGGGUUUGAAGGACAACUUUGAGGGUUUUGAAAACAAAAACGCACCGUGGUGUGCUUAUUUUUAACACUUGUCUACGCUCUUGUCUAGAUUUUAAAGAUAAAUAUUUAAUACUUGUUUGUGUAAAUUAUAAUUUAGGAUAUAUCUUUUACUUCAAGACGUUUUGUAUCUUUUCAUCGGCAACCCAAAAGAGCAACCACAGUUGACAGUUCAGGAGGCAUAUUAAAGGCCAAUUAUGCCUCAGGUAUUUGGUAUCUUGUUACAGUUUCUAAAAACAUACUCAUUUGCUUUACACAUCUUGUGUACCUUUAGUUCAAUUUGGCAAUUGUUAUAAUUAUAGUCAAUUAGUAUUUUGUAUGGAAGUCAUAAUGCUACUUUAUUUACAUUUUUCUACCUUAACAGCACAUAACUGCAUAUUCAGCGCUACUUUUUGCAGUUGUAAAAAUUCUUACAUGCACUUAAUCCAUUAUUUAAACAUUAUAAAACAAAAAUAUAUUUGACAAUUCUACAGUAUUUAAAAUAUGGAUUUCUGAGGCAUAAUGUGCCUAUAAGUUCAAAUCUAUUGGACUUAACUCGGGAAUAUUUUUAACGUAAAAUACAGAAAAAAGUAUCUAUAUAUGUACAUGUAUAACUUUGGAAAUUUCUGUUUCAAGUCAACCUUAUCAUUUGUCCUAAAUUUUGACACAGAUUCUGUAUGUAUGAGAGAUAUGUUAAUUUAACAUAAAGUUAUAUUAAGCUAUAUGUUAUGACACGGUUUAUUUUUUCUAUUUUUUAUCAUUGUUUAAUUUAAAUUCUUUUCUGUUAAAAGAAUUGUUAAAAUGCAAACUGCAAAAUAGUAAAAUAAGGUAAAUGCG
Molecule: messenger RNA, 2763 nt
Organism: Ruditapes philippinarum (Manila clam)
Lineage: Eukaryota; Metazoa; Mollusca; Bivalvia; Venerida; Veneridae
Exons: 1
Coding region: 176-1303 (375 amino acids)
Biological process (GO): peptidyl-threonine phosphorylation
Cellular component (GO): cytoplasm
Molecular function (GO): protein serine/threonine kinase activity
Source: RefSeq, a predicted model, not a curated record